Mizuhopecten yessoensis (Yesso scallop) is the source of this 4854-nucleotide messenger RNA. RefSeq lists its product as uncharacterized. The coding region runs from base 586 to 2094 and encodes 502 amino acids. The transcript has 2 exons. NCBI's taxonomy places the organism in Eukaryota, Metazoa, Mollusca, Bivalvia, Pectinida, Pectinidae. The record is from RefSeq and is a predicted model, not a curated record.
GCACCGCUCCCCUUGCCAAAACUCUGAUAAGUCCUACAUACAAUCUGUCUGAUAUUUACAGCUUGUAUUUUAUGGCACGAGUUUUUAUGACGCAGCUCAUCAAUCCCACAUAAUACAAGCUGUGUUAUUACAUUUUUAAAAGACUGGAUUCUGGGAUGUGUGAUGUCAUUUCCUGCUUGUUUGAUUGUAAAUAGAACUAUACUGCUGCCUACAGACAGGGUAUUGAUCCUACUGGACACACAGUGUUACACACGGCCAUUAUCCUGUCUACAAGUCACUGUUCCUGGUACAUAACACACAGUUGGCUGUCUGGGUCAAGGCCUGGAGUUUCAUGCCUGUAGAAGUAGAUGGAGCCAAGGUUGUGACUGUAGGGUUAAUUUUUGUGACUGUUUAUAUAAGAGAGAAUGUUUACCAUCGAAAUGUUCAUUAUUGAUUUCUAAGUAGUAGUGCUUGUAUGUGUAUACGAGAGGAGUGGACUGUUGUUCUAAACACAGAACUUUACUUUUAGUAGAGAAAGUAAAAUUACUGUGGCAGAUUUACCAAUUUUUCAAAAUAUACCAACUGGACAGAGGAAAACCACAAGCCAUGAGUGAUAACCCAGACCUCCUGAGUCCUACAGAGGAUAAUUCUCACCUGUCAGAGGGGACCAGGCUGCGCAUGAAGCGUGUGAGAGAUCUGGAGCAGCAGAGACUGCAGCGCGUUUUGGCCAGGAGUAUUGCCACUGCUCAACAGCCCCCAGCAGUGGCUCAACAGGAUGCAGCAGCUGAACCACGAUCUCCGAUCAUAAGUUCACCAAAUUUAGGGUCAAGGUCACCUAACUCAACAAGGUCAACUGGCCGUGCUCGUUAUGUGACCGUUGGACGUAUGUCCAGAAGUAUAAGUGAAGACCGCACUGUUGUUCCAAGGCUACCACUCAAAGAUGAAGGUUCCGAAAAUAUUGGUCAGGCUGAAGAUGACGGGACCAGUAGCAGGAAUGAGGCCUCUGUUGGAGCAACAGGUGAGGUUACUGUGUUUAUGAAAAAACUUGAUGAACUGGCCUCCUCUGCAGAAAAUGAUGAUAUAAAACAAAGAUAUCUCAGAUUGAAAGAACUAGAAGAGACGAGACUUCAUGGCAGAGAGGGAGGUGAUAGGCCUGUAAGAGGCAGUGUCACACUGGGUCGUAGUGCCUCUGUCAAUGAACAUGUGUCCGCUGGGCGACUCGCUCGCAGAAAUUCUGAUCAGGUACGUCAAAGACACGGUUCUCCAGUAAUGUCCAGGAGACUUAUUCCAAACAGCGAUGAUUCUUCAGAGACACAGUUGUCACGAGCAUCAUCAGCCAGCAACCUGUAUACACCUGACCUUUCAUCACUAGACAAGUUCUUCAGUGGCAGGCGGCAGGAAAGUCUUAAAAGAAUAGAAGAAUUAGCUAAAUGUAGGCAACAUGGAUCAAGAAGCAUGUCCAUGGAUAUGGAACCAGGAGAAAGGUCAACAAGAGACAGAUUUCUUGAAUCCGUUACUGCACACCCUUCAAUACCUCGUAUUGAACCGAUAUCAUCCAUCUUGUAUACACGCACACACGAACCACCUAUACAGUACCCUAGCAUUGAUGAACGACUUGAAACCAUUUCUCCAAGGUACGGAAGUGAUACAUCUUUGAAUAGAAUCGGUAUUGGAUCUUUUGAUGACUUUCGCAGGGGAAGUGGGGACAAUUUAACACAGACCACCCAAGUGUAUCAUGACCCAUUGGUGCCUGGUUUGACCUAUGUAGAUGAGGAAGGUCAUACUCAGUGGAUCACACCUUCAAGUCCUUUGUACAAACAGAUGAAGGCAAUGGAUAAGCCGCCUUCUAUUGAUCUGAAACUUGAAGAACGUAAAAAGCGCAGUCUUCUAGCACGGGAAGGGUUAGAAGAUCACUUCCUCACUGAAUGUUUUGAUCCAGAUAUUAGUUUUGAGGAACGUAUAGGUUUGAUUCGGGAGAAGUUGUAUGGCUCUAAGGUUCUGAUACCUUCUGACAAACGUCGAGCAAUGGCAGACCGAGGUUCUCCUGAUGGUGCCUCAAAUGUAGUGAAAGACUGUAAUGCUUCUGGAGGGACAGAUAACGAAGGACAUCGUUAAAUAAUGCUUCUGGCGGGACAGAUAACGAAGGACAUCGUUAAAACACAAUUAUAAAUGUAACUUGCUUCAAAUGCUUUGACAUGGUUAUGCUUUUUGUAAUUUUGAUGGAAAAUGUAACUUUAAAAUUUAAAAGCUAAUUAAAUAUAUGCAAUAAUUGUGUUUUACAUAUGGAUAGACAAGUGUACUCAUUUUCUCAAUGUCAGUGUUUGUCCUGAUCAUAUAAGGUCCCAUGUUCACAAAUGGUAUUUUAUAACUUGCCAUAUACAGUGGGAAAUGGCUUUGCUGACGGUAUAACAACAGUGUGUUGCAGUAAAGCCUGGGGUAAAGACUUAUGAGGUCAUUGCAGUAAAGCCUGGGGUAAAGACUUAUGAGGUCAUUGCAGUAAAGCCUGGGGUAAAGACUUAUGAGGUCAUCAAUUAAUGUCCAACAUUAAGUACAUGUAUUGGUAUUACAUGAUGUAAAUCAUAAAUGCUAUUAUUUAGUUUUACAUAAUACAACUGUUUGAUUUUGUAGCUUCCAUGAAAAAUAUCUUGUUGAAGUAAUGUCAUAAAAGUUACUCAUUAUCAAACUGGUUAUAUCCACAAUGAGCAUUGAACUAUAUCUAUACCACCAGAUGAACAAAUGUUUGGUAAAUAUAUACAAAUCAUGUUUAAUAACUAUAUAAAAAUCAUUUAAAUAUAAAAAAAAUCAGUUGUGUUCAUAAUGUGCUGCUAUUUCUUACUGUGUAUAUACAAGUGACCUACUAGAUGUGCUAGUGACCUACUAGAUGUGAGAGUGACAUACUAGAUGUUAUAGUGACCUGCUAGAUGUGAGAGUGACAUACUAGAUAUUCUAGUGACCUACUAACUGUUAGAGUUCCUUAUUAGAUAUUCUAGUGACCUACUAGAUGUGAGAGUGACAUACUAGAUAUUAUAGUGACUUACUAGAUAUUCUAGUGACCUACUAACUGUAAGAGUGACUUACUAGAUAUUCUAGUGACCUACUAGAUAUUCUAGUGACCUACUAAAUGUAAGAGUGACCUACUAGAUGUCCUAGUGACCUAAUAAAUGUGCAAGUGACCUAUUUGAUGUGAGAGUGACAUACUAAAUGUGAGUGACCUUCUAGAUGUGAGAGUGACCUACUAAAUAUGUGAGUGACCUACUAGAUGUGAGAGUGACAUACUAACUGUGUGAGUGACGUACUAGAUGUUCUAGUGACCUACUAGAUGUUCUAGUGACCUACUAGAUGUGCACGUGACCUACUAGAUGUUAUAGUGACAUAUUAAAUAUGUGAGUGACCUACUAGAUGUGAGAGUGACAUACUAGAUGUUCUAAUGACAUCUUAAAUAUGUGAGUGACCUACUAGAUAUGCGAGUGACAUACUAGAUGUUCUAGUGACCUACUAACUGUUAGAGUGACUUACUAGAUAUUCUAGUGACCUACUAGAUGUGAGAGUGACCUACUAAAUGUAAGAGUGACCUACUAACUGUUAGAGUGACUUACUAGAUAUUAUAGUGACCUACUAACUGUUAGAGUGACUUACUAGAUAUUCUAGUGACCUACUAGAUAUUCUAGUGACCUACUAAAUGUAAGAGUGACCUACUAGAUGUCCUAGUGACCUAAUAAAUGUGCAAGUGACCUUCUAGAUGUGAGAGUGACAUACUAAAUGUGUGAGUGACAUACUAGAUGUUCUAGUGACCUACUAGAUAUGCGAGUGACCUACUAGAUGUUCUGGUGACCUACUAGAUGUACACGUGACCUACUUGAUGUUAUAGUGACAUAUUAAAUAUGUGAGUGACCUACUAGAUGUGAGAGUGACAUACUAGAUGUUCUAGUGACAUAUUAAAUAUGUGAGUGACCUACUAGAUAUGCGAGUGACAUACUAGAUGUUCUAGUGACCUACUAGAUAUAAGGAAACCUACUAGAUGUUCUAGUGACCGAUUAGAUGUGCCAGUGACCUACUAAAUAUGUGAGUGACCUACUAGAUGUUCUAGUGGCAUACACGAUAUGUGAGUGACCUACUAGAUGUUCUAGUGGCAUACACGAUGUGUGAGUGACCUACUAGAUGUUCUAGUGGCAUACACGAUGUGUGAGUGACCUACUAGAUGUUCUAGUGGCAUACACGAUGUGUGGGUGACCUACUAGAUGUGUGAGUGACCUACUAGAUGUGUGAGUGACCUACUAGAUGUGCUAGUGGCAUACACGAUGUGUGAGUGACCUACUAGAUGUGCUAGUGGCAUACAAGAUGUGUGAGUGACCUACUAAAUAUGUGAGUGACCUACUAGAUGUGAGAGUGACAUAUUAAAUGUGUUAGUGACAUACUAAAUGUUUGAGUGACCUACUAGAUGUUCUCGUGGCAUACACGAUGUGUGAGUGACCUACUUGAUGUGUGAGUGACCUACUAGAUGUGUGAGUGACCUAUUAGAUGUGCAAAUGGGCUUCUGUAGGUGACAAUGUUAUGUUUUACUGAUUUUAAAUGCAUACAAUAUAUAUGAUAACGAUCCUUCAACAUCUGGGAUAGUGUUAAGAGUCAUUGUCCUGAGAAAAGGUUAACAUCCUUACCUUAAGAAGCACCCUAGGCACUAAGCAAUUUGUGAAAGUUAGACUGGUCCCAGGAUCACAGGUCCAUAUUAUGAAAUCAACCUGUACAUGUAUGUAUUCUGUUCUUAAUUGUAAGAAAUUUCUGAAAUUUUGUCACAUUACCCACCUAUCCUUCAUUGUAAGUGUUGUGUACUUGUGUGUAAAACAGCUCAAUAAAAAACAAUUAUGACAUAGGCUUAAA